Messenger RNA from Anneissia japonica, 4369 nucleotides. Its product is annotated as sorting nexin-33-like. Gene Ontology annotation, biological process: endocytosis; plasma membrane tubulation; endosomal transport. Gene Ontology annotation, molecular function: phosphatidylinositol binding. The transcript is spliced from 3 exons. Bases 18 to 428 code for a protein of 136 amino acids. The record is from RefSeq and is a predicted model, not a curated record. Gene Ontology annotation, cellular component: plasma membrane; cytoplasmic vesicle. NCBI's taxonomy places the organism in Eukaryota, Metazoa, Echinodermata, Crinoidea, Comatulida, Comatulidae.
AGGAGUUGACGGCAGCAAUGCGUCACACAAGUCGCAUGUACACCACCAUAGGGCACCUGUUUGCUGCUCAGCCCAAGCUGGAUAUUAAGCCUUAUGCUGAUUUCAUAAAGCAUUAUGAGGGCUUACUUAUGUCAAUACCUGAUAUGAUUAGUUUCCACAAGGACACAACAUCGAAAGAUGAAGACUGCCAAUUGGAACUCAAAGAUGGAAAAAUCAGCAGUGGUAAUGCUGACCAAGUUCAUAGAAGAGCACAAGUUGUAACCUAUGCAUUGAUGGCUGAAAUGAAUCAUUUUCACAAGCUGAAGACAGAAGAUUUUAAGACAGCCCUUGAAGCUUUCUUAGAAAAGCAGAUAGCUUUCUUUAAACAGAUCCCGCCAAAGUUGGAAGAGGCAAGAGCUGUCUACCAAUCUAUUGGGACAUAUAUGUAGCCUCAAGAGCCACUCUACAUACUCUAGUCAGAGAAGAUUUUUAUGAAAGGCUAUUGUAGCAAUAAGCUCUUGUAAGCAGUAUGUUAGUGGCUGUCUAAAUCCUGGUUUCUAUAAAAUCAUUACACAGUUGCUAUAGCCUGACACCAUCAGUAAAGCUCCCCCAAUUCAUCGCAAAUCAAUGAAGUUGAAUCAGGUUAAACCUUCUUAAUUUGUCAAUAACAAAUCGUACCACUGACCAACCAUCUACCAAAUUCACUAAUAAGCAAUCAGUAUAGCUGCGCAUCAUACACUAGUGGAAAUUAUUAUACAAAGGUAAAAUUAAUGCUUAAAAACAACAUUUUUAAUGCAUUAAUCUAACCUAAGUAUCAUUAAUUCCCUCUAGUGUAUAGAUAAGCACUAUACUAAUUCCUUUAUAAGUCAUUUGCUAUCUUUUAAUGUUAGUUUUGAAACUGUUGUAGUAGUCACCAACUGCUAUAUCCUGUAAUGAUAUAACUAGUGCAUCUGUGCACGUAUGUAUAUUUAGCUAUGCAUAUUUGUUGCUGCAGUUCACGCACACUACAGUAUGAUGAAUGCAUAUUUCUUUGUCAUGAGUUUACUAUUAUUAUAGACCUUCGUCAGAGCUUUUCAGAUACAGUGCUACACUAAUACAGUAAUACAUUUUUUGGUCGGUGCUAACAGGUAAAAUCGUGUGAUGGUUUCUUGUAGGCUAUGGCCUACGCCUUGUGGCCUACCCAUUGAGUCUUCAAAAAUAAGCCUAUAUAGGCCUUAAAGUUCUAAAGAAUUCCUUAAUUCAGGUGUAUCAAUCAGCUACUGUACAGUACUGUAUAUCUCUUGUUUGUAUUGGUCAUCAAGACAGCAGAUGACAACCCUGGGUAGGAGGGGGGGGGGGAACAUGCCUUUGAUUGGAAACAUAUAUUUAUUCAGAGUUUAUUCUGUCACUGCUCCCAUGUAAUAUAUGCCACAAGGGUUGCCACUAAUAAAUAAAAUACAGUAAAGUGCUUCAGUAUAAUAUGAUGUAUGAUCAGUUCAGGCUUCCACAGCUCCAACAGUAUUCUAAUGUAAGUAAACUAAACCUAUUGAUAUUUGCCAUCCAUACUUAUAAUGUGUUGGUGUUUAAUCCACUUGUUUAAUCAUUGAAAAAUUCAAAAUGUUCAGUUCAUUUCAAGAAUGUUACAUUUCUAUAAUUCAUUAAGAUAAAAAACUCAAAGUAAUUGUUAAGAAAAUGUUAGAAAUUAUAGUAAAAGUAAAUCAAGAAAUGGUGUGGUCUGUUCAGUGUAGAACAUUAUGCAAGCUUCCAACAGAAAUAUUAUUUUUUAUAAUUUAUACCCUUUAGAUUUAAUUACAGUUGAACGUGCCCAAGUCGAAUCCAAAAUGGCAUUGAAAAAUUGUUCAACUUAUACCCAUUUCACACUAGCAGAAAAUGUUACAACUUUUAACAAUUAUUAACAAGUUGUAACAAGUUUGAUAUUCCGAGAUUUUUUGUUCGUUUCACACAUGCACUUUCAAACCAUGAGAAAUCUCGGGAAAACUCGGAAGAAUAAUGACUAGGCCUAGAGGUAGGUUGUCCAAAUUACAUAUUAACUACUAAACUAGGCCUGGUACCGAAUUAACAAGAUUAUAAUUAUUCCAUGGUCCUUAGCCUUCGGAGAGUAAAACGAAUUCAACUCCUAGCUCACUUGCUGUAGUCGAGCUGGCGAGAAAGAUAGGCCUAGGCUAGCUAGGCGCAGUCGGGCCGCCGACACUGCCAUUCGUUCGAACUAAAAAAAAAAACACAGCCCGCGAAAAGGUCAAAUAGGGGCAUGCGCAACAACAACUCGGAAGAUUUCGGGGAAAAAACAGGUCUCGCGAUGGUCUGUUUUUGUUCCGAGAUAACUCGGGGGACCCCUGUGAAAGCUCGGAAAGUUUUACAAGGAUUUGCUUUCAUACUCAUCCAAACCUGGUUACAACUUGUUAAUAUUUGCAAAAUAGCAUCAGUGUGAAAUGGGUAUUAGAUAUAAUUUGACUUACAGAUCAUUAGUGCAAACACAACAAUUUGGCAUGUAUAUAGUUUAACUGUACAUCAAUUUUCAAAAACCUUGUUAAAUUUACCAGGGGUAGCGCCAGUGGGGGUGCACCAUGGAUUGAUUAAAUAAGCCUUUCAAUCCCUAAAUUUUCAUAUUUUUUCGUGGGCUUCACCCUCUUGAAACACUUUCGCGAUGGUGAAAUAUACACUUGUAAAACAUGUUUCUGAGAGCAAUUCAGCAGCUGUAGGUUGUAGCACAAUUCAAGAAGCAAAGCUUUGAAAUAACUGAUAGUUAUUUAUUUUGAAAUUUAAUAAUUUAGUAUCAUGUAAUUAUUUAUUUGUUAGAGGAAGUAUAAACAAUGAGUGUGUGUAUAGGUGAUGUAUUCAAUUAUUCAACAGCAGAUUGUUAUCCUAAGUACCAGAUCACUCAACAGACAGACCAAAUCUAAGGAACUUCAGCUUUGAAGAUUCUUAUAUUAUUCUUAUAUGUAUUUUAAACUGAAAAUAACAUUAUUUUUCAUAUUAGAAUAAUCUAUUUUGAGGAGUGGCGGCUCUAGGAUAUAUAUUUUUUUUGAAGGGGGAGGGGGAGGGCUAACUCUCCGAUGGAGACAUGAGCCAAGGGAUCCCCCUCCCAAAUGAGAUUUUUUAAAGAAUGGGAACCUCUGUAUGGUCAGAAAUGGCACCCUUAGACUGUGACAGACAUGUGUUGGCUUGAUGUGGGCCUAUUUUUAUGUUUUUUAUGGUCUGGCUGCCCGAUGAGCUCUGUCCAAAAGGGGGGGGGGGGGCCUUAUGCCCACUGGCACCGACACUGAUUUUGAGUAAUUAAAAUUAUCUACUUUUGAAUAAUAACAAUCUACAACUUCUAUCGAAUUACUUUUUAAAUUGAAAAUAACAUUGUUAUUUUAAAUUGUAUAAAAUUGAUAGCAUAUUAGUUACACUACAAUUAUAAAUAAAUAUAGUAAUUAUUAUCAUAAGGUUGAGGGAUGUAGUUGCUUCUAGUUGACAGAAUUUUCAACCUAGACUCUGUUUUUGUUUGUUUUUUAUUGAUAUUGUAGUUUGCUUUGUGUCAGUAUUCAAACAUUAUUACCUUGAUUGCAGCAUUUGUUAUAAAAUACAAUUUAUACAUUACAUUUAUCUGCACCAGGCAUUUAUUUACAACACAAAAUAUAAUGAAAUAGCAAAUUGUUUUUUUUCUAGUAAUCCAUGUAAUCUUGCACGAUCGGUUUCUAAUCAAAAACCUUUCUAUAAUGUAUUGAUAGUGGAUGUGUGCAUUUAAAGCUGUACAAUUGUAUAAAUUGCUUUUGCAGUACUGAAAUUAAUGUACAAUGACAUGUAUAAAGUCGGUCGAGAAGUAUAUUUUAAGAUAUUUAGGAGUUCACACUACUUUUUGUAAUCGUAUACUACUGUACCUGUUAAUCAGUCUUUUUCAAUAUCCCUGCCAGUACCUUUGAUAAUACUCCCUCACAGGUUCCCACCAUUACCCCUUGUGUCCCAAAGAAGUAAGACCACUGUGUUUACAGUAUAGUGUUAGUUGGUACCAUCAUGGUUACACUGUAAGCAGCACCCCCUGCAGACUUUACUCACAAUACUGUACGUUAUUCUUUACAUUGAAUGUUAUGAGAGCUUCAAGCAACUUAAAAAAAUGACCUUGAAUAUAUAAUGCAAGAAUGAUUUCUUGGGACUUCUUCAAAUAGAAUUUUAAUGUAGUAUAUUAUGAUGAUUAUCAUCAGCAUGUUAUAUUUUUACUGGAUUGUUGAAUAUAAUUCUACUUGUGUGUGUGUACAUUAUUUGUUUCGUUGUGCUUUUUUUCAAUAUCAUUUACACAGCAAAUGUUGUAGUCAGUAGUACACAGUAACAAUACAAAGUUAAUAGUUAUAAAUCAAGUGUCAGUUCAGUUGUGAGUGUGUAUAAUACAACUCCCAUUACCCAUAAUGAAAUA